Molecule: messenger RNA, 3741 nt
Organism: Pristis pectinata (smalltooth sawfish)
Lineage: Eukaryota; Metazoa; Chordata; Chondrichthyes; Rhinopristiformes; Pristidae
Product: lymphocyte cytosolic protein 2-like
Exons: 21
Coding region: 222-1841 (539 amino acids)
Biological process (GO): cell surface receptor protein tyrosine kinase signaling pathway; intracellular signal transduction
Molecular function (GO): protein binding
Source: RefSeq, a predicted model, not a curated record
GAAACAUUUCUGGCUGCAUCUUAUUAUUUCAAAGAGCGCCGAGCGUUUACCGUAUUAAGAAUCAUACUCAGAUUAUUCAUCAAUUGGCACCCUACGCACUUCCUUUCUAGGUUCUGAGGAGGUUGUGGUGUGUGACAGGAAGAGAAAAGGCCAGUUAUUUUUCUCUGCUGUAUGUUACAAUAUGAAAUCAAGUAAAAAAUAAACGGAGACAACAACAAAAAAUGGCUUUCAGGAAACUUCCAAAUCGUAACGAUGUACUUCAAUGGUCUCCAGCUCAUUUGGCUGAUUACUUCAGAAUGCUGGACUGGAAAGACUGUGAAAAAGUUAUAAGAAAGAACAAUAUUAACGGGCAAAGAUUUCUGAACAUGUCAGAAAAUGACAUUCAAAGAUUUCCCACACUACGGGUGCCACAGAUUCAUCAGCUGUGCCAGGAGAUCAACAAAAGAGAAGAAAAAAAGGGCUUCUUCCCAAAGAGGAAUCAGAAUCCAGUAAUCCAGGAUUCCUCAGAUUACAGACACAAUGAGGACCUUGGAUGGGAUUCAGAUGAAUUUACAGAGGAUGAAGAUGACUACGAGGAUCCAGAUCAAGAUGUGGGGUCUGAGGACGAUGGUGGAGAUUAUGAAUCCCCAAAUGAAGAUGGUGACGGGCACAACAGUGACAACGAUUAUGAACCUCCACCUUCAAACGAUGAAGAAGCCCAUCAAACCAAAAUAUUUGCAGCAAAACCCAUCUCCAAUGACUCAGAUUAUGCAGAUAAACGAACCACUCAAAACUCAGGAAGCCACCCACCCAUUCCUCCUCAGCGACCUGGAUCAGUGCCAAUUUUACCUGCUGGAAACAAGGGCAAUGUGCCAAGCAUGUUCUCCAAUCUGUCAGUCAAUGAUGAUCCAGGUCACAACAAGGAUCGGGGCUUCUCAACACCUGGUUACAGAGCUCCCAAAGUCGACAGGAGUAGGAAACCUGCUUUAGAUCAGCCAGGCACCCAACAGAGUGAAAGAGAUUCCCCUUCAAUGGUAAAGAAAUCUCCAUUUCCAGACAAGCUUUCCAUGGGACCACCCAGACCUCCAUUUGGCAGUAGACCUGAUCCUGUCUGUAGGAUGCCAAAGCCAACAAUACAAGUGGACAGGGGUAAUGCGUCAUUGGGACGGAGGCAGACAUCUCCAAGACCAUGUAUACCGGACAGAAUGCUUGAGGAUGAAGAUGAUAGUUUUUCUUCCAGAUCCUUUCCCCGACCGGUUGACUCUGCUCUGAAUGCCAACACUUUUCCAUACAGAUCUUCCCGACCAGGACCAAAGCCCAGUUUCCCAGGAGGGAACCAAAUGCCACUAUCCAACACAGAUAGUCUUUCACCAAGUGGGUCUUUGCCACCACGAUUUCAACAAGAGGCUAAGCAGUCUUUCUCAAGAGGCCCUAGUGACUCCAGACCUCCCCACCCUCUACCAAUCAAUAAAGCCCGACCUGCACCAGCAGCACCACAAGAAGAGUGUCUAUCCAGGGAGUGGUAUGCAGGUUGCAUCAGUCGAUUAGAUGCUGAAUCAGCUCUUCGAAAUAUUAAUGAGGAUGGGACAUUCUUAGUGAGGAACAGCUCACGGAGAAACAGUGAACACCCCUUUGUCCUGAUGGUACUGUAUGGAGACAAGGUAUACAACAUUCAAAUCCGCUAUCAGGAGGAUAUCGCUAUGUACUUGUUGGGAACUGGACUCAGAGGAAAGGAAAAUUUCAGUUCAGUGACAGAGCUUGUGGAGUACCAUACACAGAAACCGCUUAUGCUGAUUGAUGGGAAAGAUCAGAGAGGAGGGCAAAGGAAUCAGUGUACACUGAUAUAUCCUGCAGCUCAGUAGACUCAGCUACACACCAAACUGACUGCCAAUGCUCACAGCAGCCAGUUGGAAUUCUUAGAUCUUUUUAACAAGAAGCAAAAUGUAAGUGGACCCUGUAAGUGUGCCCUGAUGUUCUCUGUCCACUGCAAAGAGAUGUUAAAUAUCUUCAAUUGCAUUUUCUAUAACUCUGUAAUCAGCUCAAUGGCACCAUAGAAGGGAGGGCUAUGAUCAAUCCUCAGAGAUAAGUGCCACCCCAUAUCACCAUAUCCAAACAAGCUACUCCCAAAAGUACAGCACCACACAUACAGUCCCAUCACAUUGUCCCAUCACACUGCCCGGUUAUACCACCACAUCACACUGUCCCACCACACUGUCCCAACACACAGCUCCAUCACACCGCCCCAUCACACCAUCCUACCACACCACCCCAACACAUCGUCCCACCACACUGCCCCAUCACACUGUCCCACCACACUUCCCCAUCACACUAUUUCUCCACGCUGCCCCACCACACUGCCCCAUCACACUGUCCCGUCACACUGUCCCGUCACACUGCCCGGUCACACCACCACACCACACUGCCCCAUCACACUGCCCCAUCACACUGCCCCAUCACACUGUACCAUCACACUGCCCCAUCACACUGCCCCACCACACUGCCCCAUCACACUGUCCCACCACACUGUCCCACCACACUGCCCCACCACACUGUCCCACCACACUGCCCCACCACACUGCCCCAUCACACUGUUCCACCACACUGCCCCAUCAUACUGUCCCAUCACACUGCCCCAUCACACUGUUCCACCACACUGUCCCAUCACACUGCCCCAUCACACUGCCCCAUCACACUGCCCUAUCACACUGUACCGUCACACUGCCCCAUCACACCGUUCCACCACACUGCCCCAUCACACUGUCCCAUCACACUACCCCACCACACUGUCCCCAUCACACUGUCCUAUGACACCUCCUCACCAACUACCCUUAUUAAUAGACCUCCAUCCUUGAACCCCCAUCAUAUUAUCCCCAAAAUACCUUCUGCAAACUACUAAUCCUGUCGACUAACACCCACCAUGCUGCCUCAUUCUCCUUCUCCCAGUAUCCACUGCUAUCAUAUAGCCCUCGGGUCUUUUUUGUUACUCUGUGUGAGCAGCGAAUCUCAUUUGUACAGUUUGAAGAUGUGGGUAUGUACAGACUGCAGAACCAUUCUUACCUUUUGUACAUCCCCAUCAUUUCAAUGUUAUGCACCCCUUAUUUCAUAAACCACGCCUUCCUACUUUAUUGGUUGUAAAUAUAGCCUUAUCAGCAAACUGCGUAAAAAAUAUGAAAGCAAAUGAAUUCAGCUUAUUUCAUCUAGACUGUUGCAUAACAAUAUACAUUGUUUCCAAUUCAAACUUUGUCCAAUGAAGUGUGUUUUAAAUUACUUGUAUGUAUUUGUGUUUAAAACAAGGAGUGUACAACUAGGAUUUUGCUUCAAGUGACAGACUACAAAAUCUCAAAGGACAGGUGAGAGUGAAAGAUGUUUCCGAAAAGCACAGAAGUGCAGAUACUGGAAGUCUGAAAUAAAAGCAGAUUCUGUUGGAGGUAUUCAGCAGGUCAGGGGUGAUAUUCAGUGCAGCUGGGUGGUUGAAUCCCAUGCAAAAUCUGUCACCAUUCUAGUUUAUGACUAGAAUAGUGUUUACUUUUAGUUUGCUUGCUGGUGUUUCCCAGUGCUGCUGAAUUCACUGUAUUACUUUGCUGAUGAACAUAAAAAUCAAUGGACUGUGAUGAGAAGUUGCAUUGAAACUUUGAUUAUAUAGUGUACAUUAGACUUGGGGCAGGAUGCCACAAAUGGAUUUGUCACACAAGAUUAUUGUUGUCAACAAAAUAAUUCUGAGAAUUAUAAUAAACAUUAAUUGCUUCUUUUCAACUGCAACGU